Molecule: messenger RNA, 1356 nt
Organism: Penicillium lagena
Lineage: Eukaryota; Fungi; Ascomycota; Eurotiomycetes; Eurotiales; Aspergillaceae
Product: putative extracellular exo-polygalacturonase
Exons: 8
Coding region: 1-1356 (451 amino acids)
Biological process (GO): carbohydrate metabolic process
Molecular function (GO): polygalacturonase activity
Source: RefSeq, a predicted model, not a curated record
AUGAAAUUCGCCAAUACAGUUGCGCAGGCUGCGGUCCUUGCUCUGGGGCUUGCUCUUGCUGUGGAGGGUAGUCCUCACUCGAAUCCACACUCUCGGCCUGAACCCAAGUCGCGAGUUGAUCCUCACUCGCGAACCGAUGCAUGCAAGCCACAUCAUCCCUUCCGGCCUCUGCCUCCCAGCCAUCCCAGAACGAGGACUUGCCAUGUACCCUGCCACGGUGACGGGCGCGACGAUGCUGAAAAUAUCCUGUCUGCAUUGAAGGAUUGUAAUAAUGGCGGAAAAGUCGUUUUCGAUGCCGAUAAAGAGUAUACCAUUGGCACAGCUCUCGACAUGACGUUUCUGAAGCAUGUAGAUCUGGAAAUCCUGGGUACGGUCACGUUCACCAACAACACAGACUACUGGCAAGCACACUCCUUCAAACACACCUACCAGAAUGCCACGACAUUCUUCAAUUUGGGAGGCGAAGACGUCAAUAUCUACGGCGACGGUGAGCUGAAUGGCAACGGCCAGGUAUGGUAUGAUCUCUACGCUGAGAAUGAUCUGAUCCUGCGCCCGAUUCUCGUCGGUGUUAUUGGAUUGCACGGCGGUACCAUUGGCCCGCUCAAGCUCCGGUACUCGCCGCAGUGGUAUCACUUUGUGGCCAAUUCGUCGGACGUCUUGUUUCAGGGCAUCGAUAUUGGUGGCUAUAGCACGAGUAAAAAUGAAGCUAAGAAUACUGAUGGAUGGGAUAUAUAUCGCUCGACCAAUGUUGUCAUUCAGGACUCUAUCAUCAACAACGGUGACGAUUGUGUCUCUUUCAAGCCCAAUACCACCGAAAUCCUGGUCCAAAAUCUCCACUGCAAUGGCUCCCACGGCAUCUCCGUUGGUUCACUAGGCCAAUACAAGGGCGAGAUUGACAUAGUACAGAAUGUACUUGUAUACAACGUGUCCAUGUUCAACGCGUCGGACGGCGCACGUAUCAAAGUAUGGCCUGGUCUACCUUCUGAAAUGUCUGCAGACCUCCAGGGCGGCGGCGGUUUGGGAAGCGUGCAGAAUAUCACCUACGACACGAUGACCAUCGAGAACGUUGACUGGGCUAUCGAAGUGACUCAGUGCUAUGGACAAAGUAAUAUGACUCUGUGCAAUGAGUACCCGAGCAACCUCACCAUCUCCGAUGUCCACUUCACCAACUUCAAGGGGGUGACGUCUGGCGCAAAUAACCCAGAUGUUGGAACGAUUGUCUGCUCGAGCCCUGAUGUGUGCUCGGAUAUUUACGCCAGCGAUAUUCAUGUCACUAGUCCAAUUGGGACCGAUGAGUUCGUCUGUACAAAUGUUGAUGAUAGUCUGCUAGAGGUUAACUGUGUGGCUACGAGCUGA